GCCUACAGCAGUAGAGAAGGCCCAGCCAAGGCCGACGCACAGAUGCCGUUUCUCUUCUUAGCCGUGUCUACGCUGGGGUUUUGCUCAGCAGAGCCGUGUUGCUGUCGUUUUUCGUACGCUUGACCGACACGGCCACGCUUGAAGUGUCGAUCAAGUCGGCAAAAUAUGUGGGAAGAGCAUCGAGGAUUCAAAAGAAUGCGGCAAAACUUAUCAGCCCUCUAGCUGAGCGAGCAGAAGCCGUCAGGUGACAGGAUCACCGUGGAUCAGAAACACAGGAUGGCUGGGUUUUUUUGGGAUUUCCACCGCACCAGCUUUUUCGAGAAGCCGACCGCAAAUUUCAGCCGGGACCAGAAGACUAGAGCUCUCCCCGGUAGGAUCGGGCUGUUUCGAGGCGCCCCAUGGCGGCCGGCAGUGAUGCCCCCGCAGCCCCGCCGCCCGCCCGGCUCGCUCGCCUCAAACGCUCCCACCGUUCGGCGUUCCGCCCCCCCGUUGUGCUGCGGAUCAAGGCCCAGGCGCAGCUGCUGCACCGCCGGCCCCCGGAACCGGGCGGCGCCGCCCCAGCCCCCGGCCCGCCCUCCCCGGCCCCGCCGGCCCCCGCCGGCGACCCCUACGGGGAAACGGUGGAACUGGCGCUGCGGGAGGCAGAGGCGGCUCCGGAGCCGACCCCCGGGGCCGGGCCUGGGUGCGAGGAGCUGACCUUGGACCACCUGCUGGAGAUCGUGGCCCAGCUGGAGUACCACACCCACCCCGAGGACGGGGUGGACAUCUGCCCCCACUUCCUCCUUGGCUGCUGCUUCUCCGGGGCCCGCUGCCCCCAGCACCACACCCUGCUGCCCUACCACUGGCAGCUCUGGCAGAGCGCCAGCCUCCCGCCCGGCUGGCUGAGCGUCGGGCCCGAGGCCCACGAGACGCUGGAGCGGCUCUACAGCGACCCCGAGCGCACCCACGUGCGGGCCUCCUACCAGGGCGUCACCUUUGACAUCGACCUGGUGGCCAUGCAGGUGUGGAACAGCCCCAGCUUCACCCGGGUCCGGCGCCUCGAAACCUCGCCCGCCCCCGGCACCCCCUUCCGCACCACGCGGCUCUUCUACUGGAAGGCGCUCGGUGGCUGGGAGCCCUACAGCGAGCCCUUCACCCAGAGCAUCGAGGCGGCGCUGCGGAGCGGCCAGGAGGAGGCGCUCUGCAGCACGGCCGAGCACAGCUACCGUCUUGACCUGCGGGCCGGCUACCAGCGCAACCUGGCCACGGGCACCCUGCGCCCCCUGCGGGCCCGGCCUGCCUUCCGCGCCCCCGCCCUGCUGCUGCCGGAGCUACGGACGCUCUGUGGCAGCCUCUACCUGGGCCCCCCGCCGGCCCCGGGGCCCCCCCCGGCCCCGCCCUACCCCGAGACCUGGGCACCGCUGGCCCCCGGGCAGGACUGGCACCAGGCGCCAGUGGCGGUGGAGGAGCACGGCUUCCGGCUCAUCUACGGGCUCUUCCACAAGAGCCUGCCCGAGGCGCGGUACCGCCUGGAGCGGGUGUGGCGGGUGCAGAACCCCUUCCUGUGGGACAAGUACAAGCGGAAGCAGAGCCACAUGAGCCGGCAGAUGUCCCCAGAGCAGCGGCUGCGGAACGAGCGUCACCUCUUCCACGGGACGUCGGCGGGCGCGGUGCCAGCCAUCUGCAAACACAACCUGGACCCCCGGCUGUCGGGGAAACACGCCGCCCUCUACGGGCAGGGCAGCUACUUCGCCCGCCGCGCCAGCUACUCCCACCGCUACGCGCCCCCCGCCGAGGCCGGCCUGCGCCACGUCUUCCUCUGCAAGGUGCUGGUGGGGCGCUCGGCCCUGGGGCAGCCGGCCCUGCGCCGGCCCCCGCCCCUGGACGCCGGCGACCCGGCCAGCGACCUGUACGACUCCUGCGUGGACAGCCUGAGCGACCCCCAGAUCUACGUGGUCUUCGACAGCGACCAGUGCUACCCCUACUUCCUGCUCCAGUACCGCCAGCUGGAGGAGGUGGUGAAGGUGGACUGAGCCGGGGGAGGAACCCCCCUGGAUUCGCCUGGCUGCGGCGUGAGGGGGAAAGAACCCAGGCGUCCUGCAGCCCCCCUGGAUUCGCCUGGCUGCAGAGUGAGGGGGAAAGAACCCAGGAGUCCUGCUGCUGCCCCCCCUUCUUUCCCGGCUGCGGCGUGAGGGGGAAAGAACCCAGGCGUCCUGCAGCCCCCCCUGGAUUCGCCUGGCUGCAGAGUGAGGGGGAAAGAACCCAGGAGUCCUGCAGACCCCCCCCCCCCCCCGGAUUCGCCUGGCUGCGGAAUGAGGGGGAAAGAACCCAGCCGUCCUGCAGCCCCCCCCCCCCCCAGACUUUCUCGCUCUGUGCUCAAGGGGGACGGGGCUGCGCCCCCCCAGGAGGUGAGGGUGGACACAGGGACUUCCCAUGGAAGGGGCUGGCGCGGGUGUGAUUGAUCUGGGUUGGGUCCAGCAGGAAGUGAUGUCACUAGGCACAACCUGGCCACUCAGGGUCCAGCAGGAAGUGAUGUCAUUCUACAGCAGGCAGUGAUGUCACUGGACCUGACCCAGCCACGCGGGGCCAAGCAGGAAGUGAUGUCAUGCUACGGGCUCCAGCAGGAAGUGACAUCCACCAAUGGGCUUGGCUAGUUGCAGGCCUUGACAUCAUGUAUGAAGGCUACACCUGGCCAUGAUGUCAUUACAGAGCCAACCAAUGGGGCACAGGGACUGGCAGUUGACUCGUUUGACCCUGGGAGGCCCCGCCCACACAAACCAGAUGCUGAUUGGGCGUAAACUGAGUCAACAAAGCAAGGCCAGUGGGAGCCCCUCCCACUUUGCCAAACCAGCUCCCGAUUGGCAGAGGGCAGUGGCACUGGGCUCGAACCCGGGGCCUGCCUGCGGGCGUCUCCUGCUGCUGCUUAAUAAGGGGGGGGUGGGGCUGUUGUAGGGCCCAGGCAAGGCCCAGGCCCGCCCCGUUGCCCCCCAGCAAUAAACCAGGCGCGGAGCCUAGGCCAUGAUGUCCGUGUUCUCUGUGGGGCGGGGGUUGCUCCCCUGGGAAUGGGCCAGAAUGAAGCUUGCCUCAGUUUCCCCA
Messenger RNA from Dermochelys coriacea (leatherback sea turtle), 3075 nucleotides. Its product is annotated as protein mono-ADP-ribosyltransferase TIPARP-like. Bases 399 to 2012 code for a protein of 537 amino acids. The transcript has 6 exons. The record is from RefSeq and is a predicted model, not a curated record. Gene Ontology annotation, molecular function: NAD+ poly-ADP-ribosyltransferase activity; metal ion binding. NCBI's taxonomy places the organism in Eukaryota, Metazoa, Chordata, Testudines, Dermochelyidae.